Messenger RNA from Alternaria ethzedia, 732 nucleotides. RefSeq lists its product as uncharacterized. The record is from RefSeq and is a predicted model, not a curated record. Lineage: Eukaryota; Fungi; Ascomycota; Dothideomycetes; Pleosporales; Pleosporaceae. Bases 1 to 732 code for a protein of 243 amino acids. The transcript is spliced from 2 exons.
AUGGGCCAGCGAUUCAGCCAGUUCUUCCCACCCGCCCCCUCCUUCACCGAGACCGACCUCCCCAAUCUCAGCGGAAAAGUCUACAUCGUAACUGGCGCCUCUGCAGGAAUAGGAAAAGAGCUCUCGCGCCUCCUCUACACCCACCACGCCACCGUCUACAUCGCCGCGCGGUCCGCCGAAAAAGCGCACGCAGCGAUAUCCUAUAUCAAAGAAGCAUGUCCAGACUCCAAGGGCACACUACACUACCUGCAUCUCGACCUCGACGACCUCUCCGGCAUCAAAGCGUCAGCCGACUCAUUCCUAGCAAAGGAAUCACGCCUGGAUGUCCUCUUCAACAACGCAGGCGUCAUGGUCCCCCCGGUUGGAAGCACAACGAAACAAGGUUACGAGCUGCAACUCGGCACGAAUUGCGUCGCGCCCUUCCUCUUCACCAAGCUCCUCACGCCAGUCUUGCUGGAAACCGCGAAGAAAGAAGCAAAAGAGCUCGGACGCAACAUGAAUGCUGUGCAUCAUUUCUUCGCCAAUUUCAUGUUGUAUCCGACUGUUAAUGGCGCGUAUACGGAACUGUUUGCUGGCCUCGCACCUGAGGCUGCGAAGCUCAAGACGGGCGAGUGGGUUAUGCCGUUUGGAAGGGUUGGGAUGCUGAGGAAGGACUAUUGGUCCGAGACUGGGAAGAAGACGGCGAGCGCGUUUUGGGAGUGGAGUGAGAAGCAGGUGGAGCAGUAUGCUUGA